Sinocyclocheilus grahami is the source of this 902-nucleotide messenger RNA. Its product is annotated as interleukin-15 receptor subunit alpha. Gene Ontology annotation, biological process: interleukin-15-mediated signaling pathway. The transcript is spliced from 6 exons. NCBI's taxonomy places the organism in Eukaryota, Metazoa, Chordata, Actinopteri, Cypriniformes, Cyprinidae. The record is from RefSeq and is a predicted model, not a curated record. Gene Ontology annotation, molecular function: interleukin-15 receptor activity. The coding region runs from base 15 to 617 and encodes 200 amino acids.
AUCACGCAAAAACCAUGACAACAACAGGUGUCUGUGGAAAACCAGAACUGGCAGACAACACAGUACCUGUGUCAGACUUAUCACAUAACAUUGGUGCCAGUAUUCGCAUUCAGUGUGCAAAGGGCUACGUAAGGAAAGCAGGAACAUCCAGCCUGAUCCGAUGCACUCAACAACAAAAUCACAAUGCAUCCUGGCACUCUGAACUUCCUCUCAAGUGUAUACCUGAUCCCAAAAAUCCACAAGUGGCCACAACAGAGACCCAAAGUCCUCAUCAACAAUUCACAUCAUCCACCACAGAAAGAACAUCGAGAAAGCAUCCCACACUUCAUGGCACAAGCUCGCCAAUCACAACAACAGGGCAUAUAGCUUUGACAACAACAAAUGAAGUUGUCACAACCAAAACAAGAAGAACCACCAGCCAGCCAACUUUGAUGAGCACAACAAAAGAGACGGAGUCUAUUACAACAACCAAUGAGACAACAACCAGCUACACAAGCAGAGAAUAUAUGACAACAACAUCGUCACAUACGCUGUCAGGCUCUUUCACUACAACAACAGAACCCAAAAGGAGAAGUUUAGCAGAAUGUUCACGCUGCUCUUUUCCAUAUAGUAUAUAAAGACCAAGAGCUGUCAAGCUCUUUAUUUACUCAUGUACACAUUCAAUCUUCCUAUAAACAUGUCGCAACAAGUUUGAAAAAGUCAUAGAGGUUUGGAAAAACAUAAAUGAUGACAGAAUUUCCAUAAUAAUCUUCAUUAAGCUAAAUCAUUGUUUAGGUAUAAAAAUGUGUUCUAACACUUAUUAAUCCGGGCUCAGACUACAGGAGUUUUAAAAUCCUAACCGAUUAUGAAAUCUGGUUGCAGCACACCCAUAAAGAGAAACUUCACAGAUUUUCUUCCCUCAA